Molecule: messenger RNA, 5895 nt
Organism: Cladocopium goreaui
Lineage: Eukaryota; Dinophyceae; Suessiales; Symbiodiniaceae
Source: the annotation of a GenBank genome assembly
AUGGCGGUCGCGCUUCUGAGCCUUGGAGAGCUGACAGCACAAACAAUCGGAGCUUGCCUCGUGUUCUUCUCGACGAGAACUUGUCACUGGGCUUUCGUCAAUGCAAUACACAUUUGGUGGCUGUCACCCAAGAACAGGAACAACUACUUCAAAGAGUUUGCAGCUGCUGCAAACAAGGGCGACGUGGAUAUGACCUUGAUCAUGAAGUAUCACCCCGAGACAGUAUCGGAAACAUUUGGAGACCAGUCUACAACGGAGUUUCAAAUAGUGGAAGCCACUGUCAGACCGGCCGCCUCAGUCAUGCUGGUUGGAAACAUGCUUCUCCACCUCAGAGGGAGUGGCAUAUUCUCCUGCGUCGUGAGUGCGAUUCGUGGAGCAACUGCCCCAUUUGGGCUGCUGAUGGUAAUGAGCACUCCGGUGAUAACGGGAGCAGGUGGCUCCAACGCACGAAUGCGCCUUGCCCUGCCAACUUCAGACUUGAACACGCUUUACGUCUUCCAAUGGGUUCUACUCCACUUGGUUGGCUUCGCAUGCUUUAUUGGGCCGACCAUCUUGUUGGAAUUGCCUGUGGCCAUCAUUGACCUGUUCAACCCUCCAAGGCCUGGACCAGGUGAAACAUGGGCUCGGCUCGCCAAGAUGCUGUGGUAUGGUAUGACUGUUCUACGUAUCGUUUGUCCAAUCCUAAUGCUGCGGGCAGCGCCAAACAUGUUUGCAGACCAGGCCAAGAACCCUAACACAUUGCGGGCCAAAAAAUGGUACGGCGAGUAUUGUGUCGGUGAGUUGGGCGCAUCCGUGAUGUAUUUCAACGCGAUCUCAGUCUUCCUCCUUCCUGGACAAGGACCAUACAGCCUCCUGGACGUGGUGAUCGUUGCCACUAUGCUGCUAGAAUCGCUCAGACUCCUUUUCUUCUACGGCCUUUGGUCCUUGAUGCUUCUCCACGCCUGGGAUGAUGUGGAUUUCAAAUACGAGUGUAUGGCACGAUCCACAAUGAGCCGCGGUCCAGUGAUGAAGGGCUUGAGGCAGAUCAGCGGCAGCCAAUUGGUCUUCCUCCACGCCGUUCAAGCUGGACACUACGAUCCAACGGAAUGGUGUGUCACAAGUUCACCCAUUCCAACUUGGAUGAGCAAUGGAGCACUUGGAGUUGCUCAGGGUCCAGUGAGGCAGUUUGUGAUCCGACCUGAGAUGUACGAAAACUUCAAUGCGUUCGAUUUCCUGGACAUGCAUAUGGAGGAUCUCAAGCUCUUCAGUCAGGAUUUGCUCUCUAUGCUGAAAGCCCUACCGAGCUCCUCAACUUUGUUCUUCCCAUUUGGGGACGUGUACAAGAAAGGCGUGAGAAGGCCAUUCUUAUGCCUAUCCUGUGUUGACUUUGAUGAAGAAGUUCAUCGAUUGGACGGGCCCAAGGCCAACUCUGCUUUUCCAACUUGCAACGAGCAGGAUGAGGUUGCGUUGGAUGUUACAGACAAGGUAUUCAGCAUGGACGGUUGCCCGGAAGCUUUCAAAGCGCAGAGCUUCAUUGAUGCUUUGGCCGAGGAGAAUGGUGGUGCCAUACUGUCCUUGUUUGGACAGCUUGUGAACAAAGGAGGAUAUCAGGAAGCAGAGCGACCUGAUCUUGGACCACACUAUGAGGUGCAAGUGCGAGACAUUCGCGCGAGUCGUCCUUUGAUUGUUCUCCGCACCCAAAAGACACAGAAACUGCCAGAAGGCUGGAUGGACCUCGCACAGAAGGAUCUUCUGCCUUCCGAGCUGAGAGGUCCUGAGUCAAAAAAGGCCAAGUUUCAGAUGCAGGAAGGCCAAUGCGGUACAGUGGCAAAUGAGGAAAAAGUGUCGCAAGCUGAAGCUCUUGCAGAGUUUCGCAAGUUGAACUUCAAGGUCAGCUAUUUGGAUGCUGUAGCCAUUCUGACCGAGGAGCUUGCCAUGCUGGACUACCUUGAGACAGAGCUUACCUAUCCGGAGUUCCAGCUUUUGUUGCUCCGACUGGCCAAUCUUCCAGCGGAGAAGGCACCGCACCUCUCUUGCUUGUCUGUGCACGCAUGCUUGGAUGCUUUCCUUGCCAAGGUGUUCCUUCCAGCAGUGCAGUCAGCGCAGUCCAGAAUCCCUCCAGAACCUGAGCUACAAACGGCCGAAGGUUCAGAAGGUUCAAGGACGGCAAAAGAGGAAUCGGCAGAGGGAGCUGAUGCGGAGGCAGAGGCCGCUCAGCCUUCACCUGAAAAGGAGCCUGCACCUAGCUUGUGGUUGGGCUUUUGUGAUCCCUAUCAUUUGGAUGUAGCUGCAACGGCUGCUCCGCGGUGGUGGCCAGAGAAAUAUACCGAUGAAGUGCGCAGCCUACGACAGCUGGACUUCCGUUUGGGACAAGUUUCAGUGGACCAAUUGGCUGCGCUUCUGGAUUGCACUGGUAUUUGGAGGUUCCGUGGGGCUCUGCUGCAGUUAGGUGAAAUUGCUUUUGCGCUUUUGCUUCCUCAAGCAUUGAGCCAAGUUCACUCUUUCGAUCUCGAGGAUCCAGAGACCAUGUCCAGCCAAGGUGGAGCUGAACAUGAAGGGCUAGAUGUUGCUCCUGCUGAGAGCUACCCACAGGAGUAUUCAGGAGCAGACGGUGAGCGUGGGGAGCACGUGGAGCGCACUGAUCGCAACAAGCCCAAGGGUGCUGGCCGCAAUCGAGGCAAAGGCCAAGGAGGCAAGCACGGCGGAGGUCAUGGUGGAUCAGGAAACUGGCACUCAGGAGGGAGAUCCCAACAUGAUGGCAGCAAGAGACCAUUGAUCCUUGGAGAAGCUCCGCAGGUGCGACUGACGGAGGCAAGUCAUCUCAAGGGUGCCGCAGAGCAUUGCAUUCUGUGUUGGGAGGAGCAGCCCUCCUAUGUCAGCAUCGGCCGAUGUAGGCAUGCUGAAGUUUGUUGGGUUUGCACUCUCCGACUUCGUUUCUUGAAUCAGGACACCAGAUGUCCCUUGUGCAAUGAAGAGCUUGGAGAGGUUCUUCUGACGAAUGACAGAACGGCUUCCGUGGAUCCCAAUGAUCUUAUUGGGCUGAAUCAUGAACGCCCCUGGAUCUACUUCGCAGAUGACAUCAUCCGCAGAGCUGUUUUGUCGCUCUUGGGAUAUCGAUGUCAAAUUGAGCGCUGCAAGCAGAAAGACACUGCCUUCCAGACGCUCAGGCAAUUGGAGGACCAUCUUUGGUUUUCCCAUUGGCGCCAGCUUUGCAGCGUUUGCCUCCAUGACCGGCCAGCGUUCAUUUGUGAACAGCGGGUGUAUGCGUCAACUGACAUAGAUAGGCACCAUCGGGAAGGCGAUUCAGCCAAGUUGAUGGAGCAACGCGCUAUGCCGACAGUGCCGGCACACCCGCGAUGUCAAUUCUGCAAACAAAGGUUCUUCAACGAAGAUGUUUUGCUCGCACAUAUGUACAGGAGGCAUGUUGUUUGCCAAUUGUGCGACUCUUUGGGACAGAAGAGCGAAUUUUAUUUGAAUUUGAAAUGCCUAUCUCGCCAUUACCAAGAAAGGCAUUAUGUUUGUGCCCACAAGGACUGCGAACAUGGUGGAUACCGUCAAACAGCUUUCGCCGAAGGGAGGGCCUUGAUCGAGCACUACGAAAAGGUCCACAAACAAAGCUUCAAAGACGAAAAGGGACGGACCAAGCUGUCUAUGGGCUUUAUUGAGGAGGACAGCAGCCGAAGAGGGAAGGGCUCAGGGCGUGGCUCUGGUUCUACAACAGACGUGGAUCAUGUACAGUUUCGAUGGCCGUCAAAUUUAGAACCAGAGGACUACACUGAGGCUGCCGGCAGCGAGGACCGCGGCAAUCGCGAGUACUACAACCGAUAUCCUAAACGGGACAUUGUACCACUGUCGACAGAGAAAGGAGGCAACUGGAGGGUGGCCAACAAAGCGGAGGGUGAAAACCCCGAGGCUGGUGAGGCUGGCGAAGCUGGCGAAGCCCAGGAAGGCGAGAAUGAAGCCGCUGAAGCCCGUGGCGGUGGAGGAAGAGUCGCCCGUGGAGAUGCUACAGCUGAGGAGGCUGAGCUACUUCCGGAACUGGAGAAACUGAGCAUAGACUGUGCUUUUGGAGCAGAAGGUCGCAAUGGGGCUCCGAGUUGCCUCAGUGCUUUGCAUGCGGCUCUGGGAGCUUUGGUCACUGAAAACGAAGCCGAAAUUGCAGGCUGGGACAUCAAGCUACUACCAGCGGUUCGCCGAUUGAAUCGCACCGAGGUUGAGACCUUGGAAUGCAUGCGGAUCUACUUGCACGACCAUGACUCAAAGGAGGAUGAAGAGAAUGGAGAUAGCAUUGAUUGGGAGCCUUUGGAGCGGAUCUUAGGCUUAAGACCUGCCCUCCGCAGGUUGCUUCAUGUUGACAAGGUCAAACCACCGACAAACGCAAGAUCCCGACAAGCCAUUGGGCCCAGGCAAGGUCAGACAGAGGUGGAGGAACAGGAGGAUGAGAAGGGUUGGAGAGAGUGGAAACAAUUGGCACAGGUCCGGAUCCAAGCGUUGGCUCCAAAAGCUCAGCAACGGCUGCUGCGUUACGUGGAACUGUGCGUUCAAAGACGGACUGCUCUGGAGCAGAUUGGCGAGGGUGUUCGUGAUUGGGAAGAUGAAAACAUCGAGCAGGCGUUUCCAUCCCUGAGCCAAAGUGCCUCCGGCAAUGCGGUCCCUUCAACGCAGCCUGCUGAAAUGAAUUCUUUGGCAAGGCACGCAAGAGGAUGGGCGGACAUGGCAGCUGGUCACAAUCGCGAGGCAGUCACGAAUGUCGAGGAGCAGUUCCCUGCCCUUGGGGGAGGGACGUCCACUGCAGCAAGGCCCAGUUGGGGGCCUCAAAGAAAUGCUCCUGUGCCAAAGGAUUCUGCUGACCGUGGAGUCCAGGGUGCAGUUGAGGCUCCAAAGAGUGACGCUCUCGAGAAGGAGGCGUUUCCUAGCCUUGGUGGGAAAACGACCACUGCGCCUGAGAACGUCAAAUGGGGAGCACCCAAUGGGACCAAGGAGGUGCCAAGUGACCCACCUGACGGUGCAGCAUCAUCGUCGAAGCGGGAGAUGACCCUGGAAGAAUGGGCUAAGCCCAAAGCUCCAAAGGUCGAGAAGAAGGACUUGAAUUUUUCUAGCGCAGAGGCAUUUCCAUCUCUGGGUGGCUCCGGCUCCAGUGGCUCUCAAGCAGCUGCAGCACAGGCCCCAUCUUGGGGAGCUCGAAGUGCAGGGCUGCAAGCAGCCAAGGCGAAUAGCGCAAAAGAGGCAAAGGAGGCCAAGGCUGUUGCUGCAGCCAAAGAGGCUGCUGAAGCGAUCGCCGAGGCUAAAGCUUCACGAGCGAGCGCAGCAGUUGUUGGAAAGAAGGUAGAAGCAGAACUUGCCAAUGAUGCAAACAAUUUUCCCGAGCUCCCAAGCAACAAGAGCUCAGCUUCCAAGGAUGCGCAGCCAAAGAAAGCAUCAAAGGCGGCAGCUAAGCCCACUCCGAAGGCUGCAGAAAAGCCGACCGGGACCAGUUCGAAGGCGCCCAAGGAGGCGCUGAAGGCUGCAGUGGCUGAGACAAUGCCCAUCGAUUUGGAUCAGGAAGAUGGUGGUGGAACCCGAGUGGAACCCAGUUGACAAACUGCGAGUUGCAGGACCUUGUCCUGCUAAAGAAGAGCGACGACGAAGAACACACCCAAGCGAAGGAGGGAAGUCAGAAGAAGAAAAAGGGUCAGCAGAACAAGAAGAAUGUCAUUCCUGCUUCGGAAUGGUUUCAGGGCUGACCAGUGUAUCGUGAAGAUGCUUGGCGCACCCUCGAAGCGUGUGGCAGACAAACAAAUCCUUUUGACAGACAGGUGUUCUUUCACAUACGGCGUGUAUGUGGCGUGUUUGGGGAACGUGUUCGUGAAGCAGCUAGCAGCCAUCGAGAUGCAUCGAGAGUGCUCGAAGCCUUUGGACUAGGACCUCGUUUUGCCA